AUGCUCACACGGGGUGAUGGAGAGUCCUCGCGAAUACCCGUCUCGCCCUGCGACGCUUCGCUCUGGCUCUGCAAAGGCAUGUCCGCCGCGUGCCGCGUGCCCGGCGCCGAGUCGGCCCUCCGCCGCUCCAGAGGCCGUGGGCCUUCUUCUCCCUCAGCACCACCCUCAGCAUCACCAUCAUCAGCGCCAGCACCACCAUCAGCAGCCGCCGCCGCCCUCCUCACGGCCCUCUGGUCCCUAAGCUGGAACCUGCCCUCGAGGCAGCAUUCCCGCCCGCCCUCCUCGCAGGCGCGGCACCGCGCGUUUCCCCCCGCCCGCACGACGCACUUUCUGUGUCGCGCCCGACACGACGCGCACCCGUGCGAGGCCUCAUCAUCUCCGGGCAAAUUGCCUUCAACUCGGGCGAAGGGAGGGGGAAGAGGCGCAUUCCCCUCCCUCGCCCGCGUUGCAGAAGGUUGCAAAAGGGCAAGACGGAAAGUCGGUUGCCGGGCGCUGCAUUGGUCUGGACGGGAUUCGAGUGCGGCAGCAUCGUGGGAGCCGCAAGCCGCUGGUGUAAGGUGUACCCGCGGACGAGCUGGGUACUAA
Messenger RNA from Purpureocillium lilacinum, 585 nucleotides. The record is from RefSeq and is a predicted model, not a curated record. Lineage: Eukaryota; Fungi; Ascomycota; Sordariomycetes; Hypocreales; Ophiocordycipitaceae.